CAAUGCUGACAUAGAGGAGAUUCGUUCAUUUAGAACAAAGUAAACAAUUUCUAAAAUAAUAUGAACUACUUAUUGAUGUUGUUAAAUUUUUUUGCUUCCAUUAUUGUAAUCAGGUUUGUUGAGAAGAUAUGUAAAACAUCUUCUAAUGGUCAGAAAUCAAUUGGUUCAUCUGGAAGUAUAAGCGUUGCAGAUGACUUUUUAGUGAAGCAUCCGUUUUCCAAUUUUCGUGAUAUUACGCUCUUGGAUAAGCCUUGUGAGGUCAUAGUUCUCGGUACGAUCAUAGGUGUGGAUGAUAAAGAUGAUUGGUACUACCUUGGUUGUGAGGAGUGCACUCGGAAGGUUGAGACAACUAUGGUCAUUGAGGAUGCUGAAGACGGUGCUGAAGAACCGAAGUUUAAACAAGUUUUAGUUUGCUCAAAUCAAGAUUGUCCUAAGGAGGUUGUGGCUGCGACGCCGAUUUUUAGGAUUCCAAUAAGAGUACAAGAUUAUGCAGCUAUUGCCUCUUUGACUUUGUUCGACCGUGAAGCUAGAAAAAUGUUGGGUAUGACAGCAAUUCAAUUGCUUGAGAAGUGUAAAGUGGAUCAGGCAUCUUUGGAAGAGAAAACUAUUCCCUAUCAGUUUAAAUCUUUGAAUGAUAAGAAGUUUGCCUUCAAGAUUCAAAUUAGUCAAUUCAAUAUUGACAACCAUAUUGAUGGUUAUGCUGUUCAUAAGUUGGUGAAUGAUGCAGCAAUCAUUGAGUCCUUGGAGAGCCGAAUUCCAGCUGAUCAGGGUGUGGACGAGGCGGCUGCUGAUGUUUCACUUAGUGAUAUGUCAACUGGAAACCCUUUUGCUCUAAAGGAUGCUGUGGAUUCUAUUGGUGAUAGCUUCACACCCGAUUGCACAUCUAAAGAUUGUUCUAAAACUUCGUCUUCGGAAUUGAAACGUAACCUUGCUGACGUGUAUAAAGUUGAAGAAAGCACAUCUCUAUCAUCAACAAAGGUUAAAAAGGCUGGUGUCUCGGAUGUUCAGGUUGAUGAUGAAACGAUUUUGCUGGUUCCAAAGUUGGAGAAGUAGUUCAUGGUUGAAGUAGUUUUAAGAAAAACAAUUUAUUUUUUUUCCGAAUAUUGCUGCUUGGGUUUCGUUUGCGUGUUUGAGUGGUUUCGAUUGAUUUGUCAUGGUUGGUUU
Molecule: messenger RNA, 1164 nt
Organism: Helianthus annuus (common sunflower)
Lineage: Eukaryota; Viridiplantae; Streptophyta; Magnoliopsida; Asterales; Asteraceae
Exons: 6
Coding region: 61-1053 (330 amino acids)
Source: RefSeq, a predicted model, not a curated record